Miscanthus lutarioriparius is the source of this 201-nucleotide messenger RNA. The record is from the annotation of a GenBank genome assembly. NCBI's taxonomy places the organism in Eukaryota, Viridiplantae, Streptophyta, Magnoliopsida, Poales, Poaceae.
AUGCAGGCGAAGAAGCUGACCCUGCUGCAGACGGUGGCAGCUGCGGGAGUCUUCUCCGCCGUCUCCUUCUGGUAUGGGUUCAUGUUUGGAAGGGAGUCCGCGCGGCGCGAGCUUGGUGGCAUCAUAGACGACCUCCGCAGCAACAAGCCCACCACGAUCUCUGCCGCUUCCUCGGAACCCGAUGCUCAUUCCAAGCCAUAG